Molecule: messenger RNA, 516 nt
Organism: Laetiporus sulphureus 93-53
Lineage: Eukaryota; Fungi; Basidiomycota; Agaricomycetes; Polyporales; Laetiporaceae
Exons: 3
Coding region: 1-516 (171 amino acids)
Source: RefSeq, a predicted model, not a curated record
AUGUCUCUUACCCAUCGCCAGCAUCGUGUACAGCGCAUCUAUCCACCAGUCGUCAUGCACCACUGCUUUGAUGCAGAGCGUCUGUUGACCCUUUCCAUCUCUCCUUUGCGACAUGAAUACAGUCUUCGGGCUGCCAUUCCGGUGCCCUCCAUCACUUUCACCAGCCCAUCUGCAGAUCCGACACCUAUCAAUCCACAGCUCAUCAUUCGCAAGCCAAAAGGGGAAGUCACUCGCCUCUCUCGUGAGGGAUACAAUCUCAGAGAUGCUCUGGGAUGGACGGAGGCUGUGUACUUACAUGUACAGACUGCGAUACAUAAGCUGGCAGGCAACCAUCUUACGCCUGUACCGUUCUUGAAGCAGAAAGCUGUUGACCUUCAGAAAGUCUAUGAUCUGGCUGCUGACACUUAUCCAAUCCUCCGCCAAUACGAAAAUAAUUGGGUCACAUCUGAUUUCCUUCGCGUAUUUUUGAAGAACAAGUCUGCAGCGAUCAAGAGGAAGACCGCAGUAUCAUCUUAA